Thunnus maccoyii (southern bluefin tuna) is the source of this 1902-nucleotide messenger RNA. It is a transcript of the gene mtg2, whose product is annotated as mitochondrial ribosome-associated GTPase 2. Lineage: Eukaryota; Metazoa; Chordata; Actinopteri; Scombriformes; Scombridae. The transcript is spliced from 6 exons. The record is from RefSeq and is a predicted model, not a curated record. Gene Ontology annotation, molecular function: magnesium ion binding; GTPase activity; GTP binding. Gene Ontology annotation, cellular component: mitochondrion. Bases 255 to 1520 code for a protein of 421 amino acids.
CCCUCCACGGGUUCCGUAGUUGUACUCCGCAAGGUACAAGCGUGUAGUAACGGUGGGUCAUGUUUGAUUGGAUUAGUCAUGUCCACCUUGAAUUGACACCAUAACCUCACCAGCAUUAUAUCAGGUAUUUCCCAUAUCCCUGUUUAGCUCACCACUAGUUAUGUGUAUUGUGGCAAACGGUCGAGGUGAUGCUGUCCAGUUGUUGUUAGCUACUUACAGUAAAUAUAGCUAACGUUGUACUGUCAGUCGUCAUAAUGUUGGCGACAUUGUCGAGAGUUAAAAGCCCUCGUUGGCUUUCUCCGGACAUACUUUUAGGAUACCUAUUAACACAAGAGAUUAGAAGAAAGCAGUUGAGCUUGUUCAGUCACAGUAGUUCUCCAGUAUCAGCGGCAUGGAGACGGAAAGUCACCGGUGGUAUCAGAGAUGUCAGCACCUCCGGUACGCUGUGUGCCAAGGUCCGAGGAAACACGAAGAAGAAAGAGCUGUCUGAAAAGAAGCUGACCCGUUACUUUGUAGACCAUCGCCGUGUGAAGCUGGUGGCAGGAUCAGGCGGUAAAGGGGUCUGCAGCUUUCACAGUGAGCCCCGGAAAGAAUGGGGUGGUCCAGAUGGAGGUAACGGAGGUGAUGGAGGAAGCAUCAUCAUCAAGGCUGACCGGUUUGUCAAAUCUUUGGCUCAAGUACUUCCAGUUUACAAGGGAGAGAACGGGCAAUCUGGUGGCAGCAAGAAUUGUUAUGGUCGGAAUGGCAGCCCAACCUACAUUAAUGUUCCAUUAGGCACAGUGGUAAAGGAGCAGGGGAAGACAGUUGUGGACCUUUCUAAACAUGGUCAAGAGUAUCUGGCUGUUUUUGGAGGGGCCGGGGGGAAGGGAAACCGAUUCUUUCUGUCCAAUGAGAACCGUGCCCCAAUGACAGCUACCCCUGGAAUGGAGGGCCAGGAGAGAGCCCUUCAUCUAGAGCUGCGCACCAUGGCCCAUGCUGGACUGGUUGGGUUUCCAAAUGCUGGGAAAUCCUCACUGUUGAGAGCCAUCUCCAAUGCCAGGCCUGCUGUGGCUGCUUACCCUUUUACAACACUCAACCCACAUGUAGGAAUUGUCAAGUACAGGGAUCAUGAACAGGUUGCAGUUGCUGACAUCCCAGGCAUCAUUCAAGGAGCACAUCUGAAUCGAGGCUUGGGCAUCUCUUUCCUGCGCCACAUCGAGCGUUGUCGAGUCCUCCUCUUUGUUUUGGACAUGUCAACUACAGAGCCCUGGACCCAGUUCCAACACCUAUGCUAUGAACUAGACCAGUAUGAGCACGGUCUGUCCCAGCGGCCUCAGGCCAUCAUAGCCAACAAAAUGGACCUACCUGAGGCACGGGAGAAGCUAGAGACUCUAAAGAGCCACGUCACCCAGAGAGUUAUCCCUGUGUCGGCUCUCUCAGGGCAGAACACAGAGGAACUCAUCCUCCACCUUAGAGAGCUGUAUGACGGCUAUCUCCAAGGAGGAGGCAGCAGUGGGGAAGACAAGCCCACCAGGUGGUAGUAAAGAGCUUUUCCUCUUGGUCUACUCAGAUUUAUAUGUUGUACAUUUAUCCUUGAAGAUGAAGAAUGUAUUUAUUUCCUUAAUAAAUAUAUUUUUUAAAAAAAUGGUAUUGGUGACUUGUAACAAAUUGCGUUAAUAUUUUUUUGAUUUAUUCAGAGCUUAUUUAAAGCUUUAAUAUAGCUUGUAACAGCCUUAUGCUACACAACAAGCACAGAUUUUGGCAAAGACUGCAUAUUACAUGUCAAGAGUAGACAUACUUUUAAAUGUCAGGAUUAACAAAUGCCCUUAGAGGGUCAGCAUAUGAAUGCAAACAAACAUUGAAAAUGAAGGCUGUAAAAUUAUACUUGUGCAUGUCAUGGAUUAAAAAGAAGACCAGACAUCA